Hyaena hyaena (striped hyena) is the source of this 2906-nucleotide messenger RNA. It is a transcript of the gene ATXN10, whose product is annotated as ataxin 10. The record is from RefSeq and is a predicted model, not a curated record. The transcript is spliced from 12 exons. The coding region runs from base 199 to 1626 and encodes 475 amino acids. Gene Ontology annotation, cellular component: cytosol. Gene Ontology annotation, biological process: neuron projection development. NCBI's taxonomy places the organism in Eukaryota, Metazoa, Chordata, Mammalia, Carnivora, Hyaenidae.
CCCGCGCCGCGUCGUCCCCGUCGCCGCCCGAGGGGAGCCUGGGAGCGCGUUGUCGCGCUCUCCCGCGGGGCCUGGGCUGCGGCGGCGUCCGGCGGCCGCGGGGCGCGCUCCUCCCCCGCCCGCGCUCGCCGCGCUCCUCCCUCCUCCGCCGGCCCCGCUCCUCGUCGGCGCCCGGCUCGGCGAGCUGCGAGCGGCAAGAUGGCGGCGCCCAGGCCGCCGCCCGCCCGGCUGUCCGGCGUCAUGGUGCCCGCGCCCAUUCAGGACCUGGAGGCCCUCCGCGCGCUCACGGCGCUCUUCAAAGAGCAGCGGAACCGAGAAACAGCACCCAGGACCAUCUUCCAGAGAGUGCUGGACAUCCUGAAGAAAUGUUCUCAUGCUGUUGAGCUGGCCUGCAGGGACCCAGCCCAGGCGGAGCACCUGGCUUCCAGCCUGCAGCUCAUAACCGAGUGUUUCCGGUGCCUCCGAAAUGCCUGUAUCGAGUGUUCUGGGAACCAGAACUCCAUCAGGAACUUGGAUACAAUUGGCGUUGCUGUUGAUUUGAUUCUCCUUUUCCGUGAGCUGCGGGUGGAGCAGGAAUCCCUGUUGACAGCAUUUCGCUGUGGCCUGCAGUUUCUGGGCAACGUCGCCUCACGGAAUGAAGAUUCACAGUCCGUCGUGUGGGCACACGCUUUCCCGGAGCUCUUUCUGUCUUGCUUAAAUCAUCCAGACAAAAAAAUUGUUGCCUACUCGUCAAUGAUUUUGUUCACAUCCCUGAACUCUGAAAGAAUGAAAGAACUGGAAGAAAACCUGAACAUCGCGAUUGACGUUGUCGAUGCUCACCAGAAGCAGCCCGAGUCGGAAUGGCCGUUCUUGAUUAUUACAGACCAUUUUCUGAAGAGCCCAGAAUUGGUGAAAGCCAUGUAUGCCAAAAUGAGCAAUCAAGAAAGAGUUGCGUUGUUGGACCUCAUCAUCGCGAAAAUCGUGGGUGACGAGCCACUGACCAAGGAUGACAUCCCGGUGUUCUUGAGCCACGCCGAGCUGAUUGCAAGCACGUUUGUGGAUCAGUGCAAGAUGGUGCUGAAAUUGACCUCAGAGCAGCACGCUGAUGACGAGGAGGCGUUGGCCACAAUUAGGCUUCUCGAUGUCUUGUGUGAAAUGACCACGAACACCGAUCUGCUCAGCUAUCUGCAGGUUUUCCCUGGCUUGCUGGAAAGAGUGAUUGAUCUUUUACGACUGAUUCAUGUAGCUGGCAAUGACACCCCAAACAUCUUCAGCGCCAGUGGCUGCGUCAGAGCGGAUGGGGACGUCUCAAACGUGGCCGAAGGUUUCAAGUCUCAUCUUAUUCGUCUGAUUGGAAAUCUGUGUUAUAAGAAUAAAGAUAACCAAGACAAGGUGAGCGAGCUGGACGGCAUCCCCCUGCUCCUGGACAGCUGCAGCGUCGAUGACCGCAACCCCUUCCUGACCCAGUGGGUGGUGUACGCCAUCCGAAACCUGACGGAAGACAAUAGUCAGAACCAAGAUUUGAUCGCAAAGAUGGAGGAGCAGGGUCUGGCAGACGCCUCCCUACUUAAGAAGAUGGGUUUUGAAGUUGAAAAGAGGGGGGACAAGCUGAUUCUGAAAUCUACCAGUGACACACCUCCCCUGUGAAUGAACUCUCCAUUGAAGUAUCUGAAUUUGGGGAAUGCGUUUCAUGGACUUUUCAUCUCCUGCAGUAGGUCACAUUGCCAGCCUUUGAAGAUUUGUUAAGUACAAAUUCAGGAACACGUGAGUCUUUUAGGUACUAGAGGUAGAUGUGUCUAGGCUGGAAAGUGAAAGUAACUUGAGUAUUCCCUUGUUUCUUUGCUUUAGAAACGUAACUGUCUGGUUUGCCUUUGUCCCUGUGGCUACAUUGUGCAUUUAAGUAGCAUAUUGUACUUACUGUGGCGGCAGAAAUAAAUUCUUUUCCUGGAGGGUGCAUCCCUCAUUUGGCAAAACCCGGGGCAUUUGCUUGGAUUCCAUUUGUUCCUUCAGAUGGCGAAUCAGCCUGAUUCCUUUUCUUCUCUGCUCGUUGGGUUUUCUGAACUCUGGCAGGCAGUUGAAGUAGUUUCUCACUGUGAUUAAUUCUCGCAAUCUCUUUUCACCCUUUCUGCCUUUCCAAAACAUUGACAAGACUCAUUUCCAGCUAAUUAAUUCGAGAGAUGCUGAAGAAUAGAGAAGGCCCCUCUUCAUUUUAGGGACUGGGCUGUGCUGUCACUGAGCCCAGCCCUUUGGAACGUCGGGGACCUUACAGGCAGUGAGUGGGGAGAGUGUGCGGGCCAUUAACUCUUCUCUUUCCAAAUCCCUGGGAACCAGACCUCCAGACCCAUUGUUCUCACAGGCGCAUGCCUGCCCCUUCCCCACUUUCGUGCCUCCUCCAUCAAGGGCGCUGUGUGCACAGGACCACGGGAUUAAAGUGCAUCCGCGUCUCAUUCAGUUUCAAAGGCACUGUCGCCUGCAGCACCCACUCCACGUUUCCACCAUGGCUCCGCUUCCCGAAGUUGUAAAAGUAGCUUCGGGGACCAGGAGCUAAUCUGACCUACAUCUGUCUCUUUCUGUCCUUCUCUCUCUAUACACAUACUUCUGUUAGAGGCGGAGCUGGAUUAAACGAGCACUGGAAUCUGUGUCGCUGCCCAGAGCACUGAUGUAGGCAGCAAAGAGCCCCAGAGCGAGGUCAGGUAUGAAUGCGUAAAAUGUUCUUGAACAGCCGUGUCGCUAACCUGUCUAGAUUUUGCACAGUCCCUGUUAAAUCUUCCAGAAUAAAAGCAGCGAAGACCCAGCCAGAAGUUUCGCAGAAAUACUGAUUGUUCCAGAGUAAAGUGCUUCUAAGUUUUCUGUAGCCCUGCAUAAAUUGUUCUGUAAAAACAGCUUACGCAUGUUCAGAAUGAAAUAAAAGUUGUCCCACGUGCUAA